Molecule: messenger RNA, 5823 nt
Organism: Diorhabda sublineata
Lineage: Eukaryota; Metazoa; Arthropoda; Insecta; Coleoptera; Chrysomelidae
Gene: Axn
Product: axin-1
Exons: 13
Coding region: 359-2869 (836 amino acids)
Biological process (GO): negative regulation of canonical Wnt signaling pathway
Source: RefSeq, a predicted model, not a curated record
AGACCCAAUGAAUUAUUUCUCAUUCUCAUGGCGACCUUAGUUUAGUACGGGAUUCGAUUACUGUUUUUUACCUUUUUGUUUGUUGUUAAAUAUAUAGUGGAAAUAUAUAUUUAUAUGUGCUGUUAUUAUCAAAUUAAUCGUCGUUUUCCUUUUUAUCGUGUUACAUAUGCAAAAUGUUUUUGUGUUAAAAUGUGUUGUGUUUAUGUUUUGGGUACCAAAAUAACAUUAGGAUUUUUAACAGAGAGGAAUAGGUGCUAUAAAAAGGGCUAACCAUGAGGCCACGAUUUCCCAAAACUAUAAAAGAUUGGAUUGCUGUGGCAAGCACGAAGUGGGGCCUUAUAAACAGGCUCUUAUCAACAUGAGUGAAAGAAACGAGAGAAGUAAAUACCUUGGUAAAUCGAAACAACAACAACAACAACAACGUCUUCAUGAAGCUAGUUUCGAUCACAAAGCGCCUAGGCCUCCAGUGCCUGGAGAAGAAAGAAGCCAUUUCAUGUCAGAUUGGGAUCCUUCUCCUUCGCAAGUGGACUGGAUCAAACAUAAGUCUUCCUCACCGCCUCCUAGAAAAUUUUACAAUUACGCAAACGAAUCCCCUCCAGCUCCCUGUGGCUACGAACCCGACGGUAGUUGCCGAUCGAAUUCCCGUUCCUCUUCCAAAAACGGUACUUCCAGCGACAAUUCUCCCCCGCCAGCCUGCCUCAAGUGGGCAAACUCAUUGCAGUCUCUGCUCCAAGAUCCAGAUGGAGUUAGACUCUUCCACAUUUAUCUCGAAUCAGAAGGCCAGCACCAUGCCGACGCACUGGACUUCUGGUUCGCCUGUGAAGGACUCCGGAAACAUACUGCUAGAGAAAAAAUACAACAAUUGGUUAAAGUUAUCUAUAAAAAAUUUUUCGUUAAAUCGGCUCUUCCACUUGACGACGAGCUGAAGAAAGAGAUAGGAAAAAAUAUAAAAUCUUCACAGUGCCUUGAGCCUCCCGUAACGUUAUUUGACAAAGCACAAGCUAUCGUUAAACAAUCAAUAGAUAAGACGACCUACCCCAACUUCCUUAAAAGUGAUAUGUACCUGCAAUAUUUAGAGAAUGUUCAAAACCUUAGUAGCAGUAGUAGUGAUUUCGGUAACGAUUAUUCCAAUUUGGCAAACGGACCUGAUCCUCUUCCUACUUUACAUGAAGAUAUGGAACUGAUCAUGAAUCCACCCGUACAUUUAAGUCAUGCAUCUGGUACGGCUAGUGUAAGUACGGGUUACCAUACACCAAAUGUGAAUAUAGGUGCACCACAGGUGCGUCUUACCAAAGAUCUUUUAUUGAUAUCACAAAAUCGUAGAGCUGUCGAUUCUAGAACAAAAUCAGAAACUUUUGCCAGUAUGAUCAUGUACCGUGGACUGAAUGGAUCAGGAGCUCACGCCGCCUAUAAUUCCUAUAACCCGGUUUCGAGGCAAGAUAGCGAGUUGCAUUCCCUUAGUAGUCAUUCGGAUGCCAGGACGGAAUCCGACAAUAUGUCAAUGACAGAUAGCUCUGUUGAUGGUAGAUCGAAUAAAAGGAAAGAAGUUCUAGAAGCUAGAAAAAUACGAGAACUGGCAGCUAGGAAUAAAGAAACGCAUAUGCAGCAAGUUUUUAUUCCUCGAACACAACGAGUCGAUACGAAGCAAUGUCGAGCUAUGGACAUUAACACGUUCGCUGCCAUUCUAAUCGAAAAAUUAACGCCUAUAAAAAGGGAUCAGGAUCAACAAGAACUUUUAGAAAAGAAACUCAAAGAAAACGAAUCAAAUUCGAAAAGCGAUAUCCAGUCAGCAAUAAGAGAACUAGAAUUAGGCGACGAUAAUGAUCCGGAAGAUAUUUUGGAUCAACACCUUUCCAGGGUUUUAUCAGAUCGUAAUUCUUGUAGAUCACCUGGAUUGUGCAGUCCUAGACAAUUUUCCCCUCCAAGGAAUAGACAUGUCCAAAAUUCUUAUCCUCGAUCGAGAAGAAAAGAAAAAGAAGGUUCGCUUUACAGUAUAGAUUCGGGAAAUGUCCACGAUUUCGCUGACGGUUCCGAACACAAAAUGACCAUGGUAAAAUCUAAAAGUAUGCCCGAAUAUGCCGAAGAACGAUUUGUACGAGCGCCAUCAGGAAGAAGGUUGCCGAAAAAACCUCAAUCAGAAUUUGCCGACAGUGGGGUAUCGGUGGUAUCAGACGCUGCCCCAAUGCCAGUAAAAGAAAAUCGCGUACUGAACUGGCUACUAGAAUCCGAUAAAAGUGGCAGGGGACAAAGUCACACCCACAGUGAAAUGUCACUGAAACACCGGAGCCACAGAACCAGCAGUGCUACGUCUCCUAGUGCGGGAAGAAGAAGAAAAGGAUUCGGUUCGAGGUCGAGCUCGUUGGAGAGAAGUAGCGGAAAUGCUAAUCUAGUUCCUGCCCAACCUUUCAUCGCUGAUCCUAAUAUGCCUCCCUUACCAUCGCCUAAUACAGCGAUACAAUUGGAAGAAGCUAGAAGAAGAUUGCUGGAGGAUGAUAUCAGAAAUAGGCCUAAACAAAGGUCUCCUGCGAGUAGAUACUACUCAGAAAUAUCCCACAGUAGUCAAUCGACGUUGAAGAAAUCUAUAAGGGGUCCUAGACAAGUUAACGUAGGUGUAUCUGAUGAUGUAACAACAGUUGUGUUUACUUUUUGCGAAGAACAGUUUCCUUAUAGAACCAAAAUUCCUGGUACUCAGAUAACUUUGAGACAGUUCAAAGAGUAUCUACCCAAAAAGGGAAAUUACAGAUACUUCUUCAAGACUUUAUGUGAAGAACUUGGUAACACGGUUAUCCAAGAGGAGGUUAGUAAUGAUGCAGAGGUACUUCCGUUAUGGGAAGGUAAAAUAAUGGCCCAAGUGAAGCCAAUCGACUGAGUUUUUAUUUAAGUUCUAACUGAUACUAAACAGAAAACUAUUUAACGAUUAAUUAAAGUCCUUUUUAACCUUCUGUAGUAAGUUUUUUUGCAAAUAAUUUAUUUUUUUCUUCUUUGUCGUUGAAUGUUUUUUUUUCCUAUCUAAUAAGACAACAUUUUGUAAAAUUUGUGCAUCGGUUAGGCAUUUCAGAUAUUGUUAAAGGUACACUAAAUUGGUGAAUAACUUCAAAAUAAAAGCUUCGCUCUGAUUUUAAAAUAAUUUCCAAAAAUACAUCGAAAUUGAUGAAAACAGAUACCAUUUGUAACGUACGGUAUACAAUGAAACUAAAUUUGGUAACAUUUUGGUAGCUUUUUUAACUUAAACUCUUGAAAUAGACUGAAAUUGCCCUGUUUCUUGUGUAUUGUAUUCAUGUUAUGAGUUUAUACUGCCAAUGCAUUAUUUUUUCGAUUGUGUCUAUUUAAACUGACACUCAAACACAUAAAUUCGCCCAAUUUAGUCCUAAGUCCACCUAAGUUUUUUUUUUAGGAAAAUAUGUGUUCAUAACGUUUCUUUUUUCAUUAUUAGGAAAUAUUUCAGGUAAUUAAAUUAAAAUGAUAACAGUAUAAAGUCAAUUACCGCAUCAAACACAUACUUUUCUUCAAAGAAGCCCGUGUAGCAUUUUCGUUUUGUAAAAAGGUAGCGUUAAACUUCUGAAUAUAAUUUAUUUAUUGUUAUUUUUUAAGAAAUAGUAAUAUUUUUUUAAUUGUUACAAUUUUUAAAAGAAAAAAGCAACAAAUUUUUGUAAAAUAGACUUUUGUAAUUAGAUCAUAGAUAGUAGAAAGUACUAUAAAAAAGAGAACGGCAAUAAUGUCUAUAAAUGAAGAUUAGUAGGUGCGUAUAUUAAGUGCCUUCAAUAUAUCUGUUCACUUUAUCGCGAAAAAAAACUGAUUCAAUUCUAAAAUAAAACAACUGAAUUAUUUUCCACUACCAUAUACUCUGUUGAGUCCUUUUUAUCCGAAUACGAACCUUUGGAAGACCAGAAAAACCAAACAGUGUAGAAUACAGUGUGUUCAGUAUUAAUAUCACCACAUAUUCCAACUUGAUAACGGUUGGAAUUCAACAAAUCACACACUGAUUAACAGUUUCAGGAUUUUUUUUGUAGUUUUUCAUCUAUUUUGACUUUUAUUUCAAAAGUAUAGGUAGGGUUCUAUAGUUAGUUCUUUUUUUAUUAAUUCUUUAUGUGUAUGUCUUCUCUAUUCUUCUUGGGUCCUUUUUAUUCAUUUUUUUUACCUCCCAUGAGUACUAAACAAUUCUGAAUUUACCUGUAAAAUGAUUAGUUAAAUCCUAGGUACCAAUGACUCAAUAUAUCUAUGGAAUCCUCGAAGAACCAUACAAUGUAAUUGUGAGUUUCAGUUUCUUUCGAUUAGUUACAAUUUCUAUUUCAAUCUCAAAUAUUUAGUCUGUUGUUUGGCUCCACUAAAAGAUAGAAAACUACAAAAAAUACCCUCAAUAUAACAAACAAUAUAAUUUUGGUCUCUACAUAUUGUAUGAUAUUUAGCAGGCACUAAUUUUCCUCAUGUCAUCAUAGUCACUGUGUAUAUUUGAGUUUUACAUAUUUUUUUCUACAAACUUUUAGGGCAGGUUCUACCCAAGAAUCCUAAAUGAUCCCAGUCCCACAAUAUUUCAGUCUCAAAUAUAUAUUUUGUUGUUUCACCUAAUCCUAGAAGUGAAUUAAUUUCAUUUACGUUACUCUAAUUUUCACAAAAAGUAGGAAAACUACAAAAAAAAUUUCCUCGAUAUAGUAAACAAUAUAAUCAGUUGUUUUGUUAAAGAUCGAUUAAUUUCCACAGAAUAUGAGUUAAUAGGAUGCUUCCAAUAACAAUUCCUUAAAAAGUUGUACUUAAAAUAAUGGAUUUUGGAGUGGUUUUGUGGAAAAAAUUAAUCAUAAGAAAUGCCUAUUCUCAAAAUAUUUAUUUCAGAAGAAUUUAAAUUGUUCAAACAAUUUUUUUUAUAAGAUUUUGGUCAUUAUCAUUUCACAUUGAUGGAUUUCUAAAGGAUAAAAUGAACAACUUUUUUACCCCAUUACUAUAUUUUUAAUUGAUAUUACUUCAUGUUAAUGUAACUCAAUAGAAUUCCAGUUCUACUUAAAAUGUCCUCACUAAUCUAUGUAUGAACAUACAUAUUCUUUUUUUAUAUAUAAACCUAACUACAGUGUGUUCAAUAUAAAUCAAACUAUUCUGUUACUUAUCCUCAUCAGUAACCAAAAUAUCUAAUUGAAAAUUCGAUUUCUAAACUAUCCAAAUUAGAAAAUAAUGGAAUAUUUAAAGACUCUGUGAAAGUAAAUUCUGAAUACUUUGUUAUUCAAAAACCUAAAUAAUACUAUAAUUGAAGUAUUUGCAAACAAUUACAUACUACUAACUCACAUAUUGUGUAUGAAAAUAAAAAUUUUUCAAACUUAGUUUUCAAAAAUUUUUUAUUUUUCAGUAGUAUAGUAGAAUUUGUUUCGCUAAUACUAACGUUUCAUCUACCAGAAAUUUUUUUCCAUUUAUUUAAUCAUUAAUCGGAAAAUUUUUUCAUUUAGAAAGCUUUUUGUCUUACCAGGUAUGAGAAUAGCUGUUUCAUUUUAAGGUAACCUUGUAAAUAAACUUGACAUGAUUAUAUAUAAGUAUAUAACGCAAAUGUAUUAUUUUUUUUAAUUAAAAUAAAUAUUGUUAAUACAUGGGAGCAUCCUUUUUUUAUAUAUAUAUAUCUACCACAAAUUCUUAUCUCCACAAAAACAAAGUUCGAUUAAAUAAACAAUCACAAAAUUAUCUUUUUAUUUCCAAUCACUUAGUGUAGAUUCAUAUACCUCAUUUCUUUUUAUUUGUUUUUUUUCUAGUAAAUAUUUUUAUAGAAAAGUAAUGAGCAUUUUGUGAGUACUUUUACUAUUAACCUAAUUUGUACAUUUUAUAAUAGAACUGAUUGAACAAAAAUCU